UGGCGGCGGCGGCGGUGACGUCUUUGGCAGGCGCCAGCCGAGGCGGGCAAGAAGCGAGAAGUGGGCGGAGCCUCGGGAGGGAGGAGUAAGGGAAGAGGGGGAAAAGAGACACGAAGCCGGAGAGGCCCGGCCGGGAUGCUCCUCGGAGGCGCCCAGAGACCAUGGCCCUCCGGAGGCCACCGCCGCCGCCGCCGCACGACAACGGGAGGCGAGACACUUGUCGCCCAAAGGUCUCCAAGCAACUUGCAGCAGAAAAAAGAUAUGCAACAUAUAAUAAAGACUGUGAUUCCAAGAAAAAAAGGAAAGAAGCAGAGAUCUACCAGGCCCUGAGCAGCGAGCCUGUGGAUGUUGCUGCACUCAGGCGCAUGGCUAUCAGCGAAGGGGGGCUUCUGAUGGAUGAGAUCCGCUGCAGGGUGUGGCCAAAGCUGCUUAAUGUGAACACAGAGGACCUGCCACCUCCGCCAGGUGAGGAACUCCGAGAGGACAACAAAGAUUACCAGCAAGUGUUGCUGGAUGUGAGGCGAUCUCUCCGACGCUUUCCUCCAGGGAUGCCAGAUGAGCAGAGGGAGGGGCUGCAGGAAGAGCUGAUUGACAGCAUCCUGCAGGUCUUGCAGCGCAACCCACAGCUUCACUACUACCAAGGCUACCACGACAUCGUGGUCACGUUUCUGCUUGUGGUUGGAGAGAGACUGGCAACGGCCCUCGUGGAAAAGCUUUCAACCCAUCACCUCAGGGAUUUUAUGGACCCAACAAUGGACAACACCAAGCACAUCUUAAACUACCUGAUGCCCAUAAUAGACCAGGUGAAUCCAGAAUUGCACGACUUCAUGCAGAGAGCUGAAGUGGGGACCAUUUUUGCUCUCAGCUGGCUGAUCACCUGGUUUGGACACGUGCUGUCUGACUUCAGACACGUCGUGCGGUUGUACGACUUCUUCCUGGCAUGCCACCCGCUAAUGCCAAUCUACUUUGCAGCAGUGAUCGUGCUCCAUCGCGCACCGGAGGUUCUCGCCUGCGAGUGUGACAUGGCCUCCGUCCACCAUCUUUUAUCGCAGAUCCCACAAGACCUUCCGUACGAGACCCUGAUCAGUCGAGCUGGAGACCUCUUCGUUCAGUUUCCACCAUCGGAACUUGCCCGGGAGGCUGCUCAGCAGCAAGCCGAAAGGACGGCUGCUUCCACCUUCAAAGACUUUGAGCUGGCUUCGGCCCAGCAGCGGCCCGACACGGUUCUCCGGCAGCGCUUCAGAGAGCGGCUCCGCGCGGAGGAGCGGGCAAAGAUGCUCUUGGCAACGAAACCAAGGACCAACCGCUUUGUGAAGCUGGCAGUCAUGGGGCUGACGGUGGCGCUGGGCGCGGCAGCUUUGGCUGUGGUGAAGAGCGCGCUCGAGUGGGCACCCAAAUUCGAACUCCAGAUAUUCCCCUGAGAGUCGAGGAGGAAGUUCCCAGCUUACCGUGUACUGCUUGGUGCGCCAGGCAUAGGCAGCCAUGUCUGCAGAAGGCAAAUUGGGUUUUGGAAGCCCCUGCUCUCUUUCCCGCCCCCCUCCUGCAACCUGCCUUACUAAUUCAAGCCACCCAGGCCUGGACCUGCAGUCAUCCUGCUCUCACCUCCUCUUCGUCGUCCUCCCUGAGCAUCCAGAGCCUCUGGGGAACCUCUUUCAGAACAAGGGAAGUGGCUGCCUUGGCUGCUACAAGGCUAAAGAACCUCAUUUUUUGCUGUGCUUCCUGCCCUAUUCAUGGGCCUGUAGCCUGUGUAGCACUUGAGCAGAAGUUCCAUUCUUCCCUCCGGGUCUUUGGCAAAAUGGGAGAGAAAGAAACAGAAGAAUAUUUUCAGGGACGGUGCUGGUUCUGCAAUAUUAACUGAGAUGGGGUGAGGGGAGAUGAGUCUGGGCCCAGCCGUUCAGAGGUGUCCUCCCCUCCUUUCCCUCUCACCUAUUUGGUUGCCUGCAUUCCUAGAUGUGGAACUGAAGAGGCAGUUUCCGACAAGUCAAAACACUGGGAAUCUGCUUGUUUUUGCUUUUGAGGUCUGCAGCAGAUUGGCUCACGUUAUCUCUCUCGACUGCGAAGCCUGCAGCAGGGGUUGCAAGCAUAUGAACAUGUUUCAUCUUGGAGACCAUGUAGCUGUCACACAGCUAUUUCUUUCAGCUAGGCCCGAGUAGGAUCUGGUGCAUGAGGAGUUACUCCUUGGAACGUGGUCCAUUAUGGCUUUCAGAGUUAUUUCUGUUGCUACCAUCUUGCAAAAUCAAUAGCAGCAGUUUCCGUUAAUGAUCUUUCUAUUAAGGGAGAGAUCUUCCUGUUGUGAAAUUUCGCCCUGUUGCAGGAGCAACGUAGCUGAUGUGAGGAGAAAAGUGCUUUAAAAGAUCUGAGCCACUAACAGAAAUAGACGUAUUGUCCUGCAUGAAGGGUUUUCCAGGAACUGUCCACUCAAUCCAAAGUCCCAGGCACUCCAUAGAUAAACCCCCAUGCACCUCUACCUCCUUCCUCUGCUAAUAAACCCUCACAAGUGUCCUUACCUAAUUUACACAGCUGAGUCCUUUUUCCCUGAUGGCAAUUAUGUAUUCAGUCACCUGUAAAACUACCUUCUCAGUCGGCCAAGCAUUACUGUGGAGGGCGAAGGAAAGUCCAAACCAAGGACCCAACUGCUUGGUCAAACUGGCAGCCCUGAGGCUGAUGGUAAUGCUGCGUUCGCCAACUUUGUCACGUUUGAGCUGACAGCAGAGCACUUGGGACCUGUGGCCUUUUGCUAUCUGCUGCGAUGAACUCAUUCCAACAGCGACGGAAGCCCAGGUUGCUCCCUCUACCCUGGAAGAUGAGCAGACUUGGCCAUUCAAAAGGAGCAGCUCCCAGAGGACGCCACAGUGCCUGGAGCCCUUAACGACACGGGAGCAAGGCCUAGAGCUAACCAGUGCAUGCAUUUGUUUUGCUUUUAAGAGUGCUGGAUUCUGCUGUGCAUUGGGAUUUGCAGAAAGACAGGGAGCAGAAAAACAGAGAGACCUCCUUUUCCCUGUUUGGCCUGCUGGGAGUAUCUUCUCACCAAGCCGAGAACUGACCCCGGAAGGACACAUUGCUGCCUCUCUAUUUGGAAUGUGCUUCCUGCAACCAAGUCAUUCAGCUAUUGGUGUCUUUUGGGGGGAGCUUUUCUUCUGCAGUGGGGCAGUGCCGUUUAGCUUUGGUGGGAGGCAAAUCAACCUGCCACCCAUUGGUUGCGGGCCUUGUGGCAUCAGGAAGCCAUGGGCGUGGGGAUACCAGGAUAUCCCACAAGCAACAGUGAAAAGCAGGGAAGGGAAAGUGUCAUCUUAGUCCCCGGUUGCCAAUGCAGUGCUCUCCAGAUGUUAAACUACAGCUCCCAGCAUCCCUGAGGAAUUUGGGAGUGCAGUACCUGAAACAUCCACAUUGGCUACGCCUUUCUCAGGUGGCCACAGUGUGGAUCGUAGUGUGCCUCUGGAAGAGCAGGGCCUUGAAUGAUUGACACCUGCCGCAAGGGCUGGGGCUUUUCGUUACCGGAUGGUGUGGGAUGGAAGAAACACGUGAAGCAUUAUUUUACUAAGCACUUUAUGAAAAUCAAGGCUAAAAGAGGAAGACUUAGAAGGAGGCCUACUUAUCCCUUGUGGGUUUUCUUCUUUCCUUAGCAGGAAACAGUUUCCUAGCAGGUUCAGACACUUGCCAUUUGAGGUGUAUAUGAGACCUGUGGAAGCUGCAUCUGUAGCCUGAACGAGGCUGGAUGCAGCCUUGGCCCGAAGCUGUUCCGUGUUAUUCAGGCAGCAGAAUGCAGGAAAAGGUUUAAGACAGGCACCCUCUUCCCUCUGCUCCUUGUGGCAAUGAUGGGCUGACUUCUGGUUUAUUAAAAUGGAAGAGUCAUUUCCCCUCCCUCUCACAUGAGCUACCACCAGAUAUAGAUAUGUAUUAAAAACCCCAAAUUUCAGCAGGUCUAGAAUCUGCGGAAACGAAACUUUGUGCAGCGGUGGCGAGGGGAAGCUUUGUUUCAUGAUCAGCAUUCGCCAGCUUUUUAAGCUGAAAGCACACAAAACCAGCUGAUUACAAUUAGCGGAAUCUGCUAGUAAAGUGAGACUGCAGCACUUCAGGUUUGAAUGCUCUCAUAUGCGAGAUAAUAUUCUCUGUGUGUUGAAAACUAGCCUGUCAGGGGAAAGGGUUCAGCCUAGUUUUUCCCCACCCCCCACAUGUGCUUUUUUUCUGCCUGCGGGGAGGACAUCGCCUGAAGCCUGGAGUGAUAACUGUAAGGCAAGCUUUGCCACUUGAUUUAGCUGAAAGUAUAAACUGACCCUUCUUAUCCCAGAGGGAAGAGCAGUACAAGUGAGCGCAAACACUUUGCUCUCCGUUGACUGCAAUGAAGGGAGAAACUCAUGCAUCAAGAAUAAACCACAUGGAAGACCAUCAUGUAUGUGAAGCCACGGGAGGUGGGACUAACCUUUUAUCUCCAUCCUUUUAGCUGUGCAGAGACAAGAGUUAAGCCCCAGGCUGUCUCUUCCCUCUGAUGUGCAUUGCUGCAGGCUGGUGAAUUCGACAGCCACAUAACUCUGCCUUUGUGUCUCCUGCAAAGUCGCUGACUCUGCUUGUGGUAACUGUUGGAAGUCGUGCCGAAGCAGGUGGCCACCAUGAAUGCAUUUGGUGACACGCUACAGUUUCGCCAGGUUCCCUAAAGCAGAGUGUCCCUUGGACUUUGGGGACUGAACCAUUACUGUAGCCUGCCUGCUAACACUAAGAAACCACUGAGCAGCCUCUUGCAUUUUGCAACUAGCCAGGCUUGUAGGGCGGCCUGCUGGUCUACGCAGUUGCAGACCAGUAGCAAAACCAGGUGGUUUAAGUGACACCCAACUGGGCCACUUUGCAUAGACUAGCAGGCUACCUUUGUUGGUGCUCCUUCACGACUCGUGCAGGCCUCCCUGUUGCCAACCCGCAAUAGAUACGGCAACAGGUGUGUCAAAAAAAGGGAGCACUUCCUGAAGGGGAGAGGCAGCUGGAAGAAGAAACAGCUGCUGCAGUUACAAGCUGCAAUGCCAGACGUCCUGGGUCAAAAUCAUGGCCAGGGAGAUGCCCGCCAACUCAAAGCCACCUUCCGUGGGGAAAUCGGUUAUUUCUUUCCUCGUGCAUAAGCGUUCUCUGAUGAAGUUGCUACUCUGUAUAAAGAUUAUACAUAUGUAUGUAAAAUGCAGAUUUGUACGAGGCUUGUAAUUGUGUAAAAAAAUACCCCAACCACCAAAUAAACACUAUACCCACUUACUAAACA
Molecule: messenger RNA, 5239 nt
Organism: Podarcis muralis (Common wall lizard)
Lineage: Eukaryota; Metazoa; Chordata; Lepidosauria; Squamata; Lacertidae
Gene: TBC1D20
Product: TBC1 domain family member 20
Biological process (GO): positive regulation of GTPase activity; endoplasmic reticulum to Golgi vesicle-mediated transport
Cellular component (GO): endoplasmic reticulum membrane
Molecular function (GO): GTPase activator activity
Source: RefSeq, a predicted model, not a curated record